AUAAGUAACAGUAAAGCUUAAAAAACAAUGAUCUUUUUAAAGUCCGUUUUAUUGUUUUUUCUUUUUUCGUUGUGUGUUAAAAGUGAAGACAAUAAGUAUACAAAUGGCUCAGUACCAACAAUUUUAGCUGCAUUAUCAUCAAAUUUACUAGGAAAUUCAUCAAAUAAUCCCAUCUUAGAAGCCCUUUCUCGUAAUGGCACGUUCGAAUGUCUCCAGUCGGUAAAAGCAAUACAAAACGGAAUAAUUAAGGGUGAAAGUUGGGCCAUACAGUUUUUAGAUGCUAACCCAAGUAUGAGAGCAGGGUUUUUUGAUGUGUUUGAUAUGGCUUAUAGUCACUUUGAUGAAUGUAUACAUAUUUUGCCAAGGACAUCUAAUAUUUCGUUCCAUGGAAGGCAUUGCUGGGGAGCACUACCUGUUUCAAUGACCAAUUUUUAUAAGUUGAAUACGAAAAUUUUCCCAAAUAGUAAAAAGACAAAAAAAGAAACAGAAGAGUACACUGUCGUGCGACCUCUCUUUGAAGGUAUUUCCGAUACUGUUGCAACCUUCACAUUUUGCAUUCCCAGCACAUGUGAACCAGAACCGAUGCAAAACGCACUAAGAGAAAUAUUAUCAACGAAUAUAACACUUAAAAGCGGAAUGUGUUAUCAGGACCCCAGUCUUGAGCCCUUAGACGUUGCAGUUUUAGGUAUCUUUGCGAUAUGGUUUAUAAUCAUCAUCGUGGCAACAAUUCAUGACAGCAUAACUUUAGAUAAGAAGGAGUCAAGAAUUCCACUACUGAUAUCAUUUUCUGCCUAUGCAAAUUUAAAAUAUCUUCUUAAAGAAGAUAAACGUAAUCAGCGCAUGUAUUUUCUUAAUGGGUUGAAGGUACUGAGUACAUUUACCGUAAUAUUUGGACAUCGUCAUUUUAUUUUUUAUAGUAAACUCAUACAUAAUAAACAAGAUCUUUUAGCGUUUUUUGGAGGAAACGAUACAAUGGAGAUUUUCGGACUUUCAUUUUCAGUCGAUACAUUUCUUGUUGCAAGUGGCUUCAUACUAACUCUUUUAAUUCAGUCAAAACUGCAACAAGGAAAGUCGAUGAACGUCGUUGAGAUUUGUGUACGGCGAUAUGUUCGGCUUACAGUGCCACUCGCUGCUAUGGUUUUAUGUCAUGUUUCCCUACUAAAAUUCGUUUAUCAAGUAUCGCAAUGGCCUUUACUUUCUAAGCUAGCUGAGAAAAAUUGUAAACUAUACUGGUGGUCGUGCUUGUUAUAUGUUCAAAAUAUCCUCAAUCCAAUGGAACUGUGCAUAGGUCAAAGUUGGUAUCUGAACGUAGAUAUGCAAUUAUUUUAUAUAACACCUUUAAUUCUUAUCUUACUUCACCGAUUUCCCAGAAGAGCCUGUUACGGGCUUUUAGGCCUUAUUGUAGUUUCAACUAGCUAUACUUUUUACGUCUGUUGGAAAUACAAAAUAAAAGCAUAUGCAAUUGGAGUAGAAGGGGGACAUGAGAGUAACAUUUACCUCGCGUCAUAUUAUUGCAUUACCUUCACCAGAAUGUCUCCAUAUCUUAUUGGUAUACUAGUUGCAAAAUUCAUGGAUCGAAAGCAACCGUAUCUAAACAAAUUCACCGCAUCUUUACUGUGGGCAGUUGCAUUGUUUUUGUUGGUGGUUUCAUGGAUUGGUUUUCAAGAUUUAAUUAAACGUCAACAGCCCUAUAACAAACUUCAUCAUUCGGCAUACAACGCGUUAAUACGAUUAGUCUGGGCAAUCGGUCUAAGUAUUAUGAUACAUGUUUGCUAUCACGGAUACGGAGGAAUAAUCGUCAACAUUACCGCAUUAUUCACUGUUGAUUAAAAUAUCUUAUGGCGUGUACAUAGUACAUUUAGAUUUACAAAUAUUUGCAACCAUGAAAGAUGAAGGAAAGAGCCGUUUUGAAAGAUUUGAAAUUUAUCGAAAAGUAUUUGCGGAUACUUGCCUAUCUACAAUGGGAGGAUUCUUUUGGACUUUAGUAUUCGAUGUUCCUGCAUUAAAUCUCGUCAAUCUGGCUUUUCAAAAAUACAAUGCAUUCAAAGGUAAGAGGUCGUUUGAAAAAAAAGUGCAGUCCAGUAUAUUGAGAACCGAUGGAUUAAAUACUGCAAAGUUCUGAAGGCAUGAAGCUGAGAAAUAUAAUAUUUGCAUCAGCUAUAUUUAAUAAA
Agrilus planipennis (emerald ash borer) is the source of this 2171-nucleotide messenger RNA. RefSeq names its product O-acyltransferase like protein-like. The coding region runs from base 28 to 1830 and encodes 600 amino acids. The transcript is spliced from 14 exons. NCBI's taxonomy places the organism in Eukaryota, Metazoa, Arthropoda, Insecta, Coleoptera, Buprestidae. Gene Ontology annotation, molecular function: acyltransferase activity, transferring groups other than amino-acyl groups. The record is from RefSeq and is a predicted model, not a curated record.